Anopheles merus is the source of this 924-nucleotide messenger RNA. RefSeq lists its product as uncharacterized. The transcript is spliced from 3 exons. Bases 100 to 864 code for a protein of 254 amino acids. Gene Ontology annotation, cellular component: mitochondrion. Lineage: Eukaryota; Metazoa; Arthropoda; Insecta; Diptera; Culicidae. Gene Ontology annotation, biological process: negative regulation of translation; negative regulation of ribosome biogenesis. Gene Ontology annotation, molecular function: ribosomal large subunit binding. The record is from RefSeq and is a predicted model, not a curated record.
UUGUUAUUGUUUAUACUGUCGGCGCACGUUCCAUCCUUUCCUAAAUUCACGUUGUUUUCGAUCUCUUACCAACGCCUGUACUGCUAUUUGGUGUUAACUAUGGCCAACGCUAUAAGAAGAUCCAUACCGAAGUUUAAUCGAGCGUUAGUAUUACCUACAUUCCGAUCAUUUCAUGAUGAGUUUUCGUCGAAAAUUCCCCUAGAAGAUAUCCGCAAGCAGACGAAGGGCAAAGAGCAGCACGUCCCAAGCGCUCGCUCAAUUGCUGCUAAAUAUCAGGUGUUUCGAGAUACCGACGCACCGGUUAUUCUAGACGUGGACGAGGAACGACAGAUUCACGAAGCGGGUUUACAACAGCCGGAAAAGAUUCACGAUUUGCCAGACAUGUACAGUGGUAUAAAUUUAUCCAGAGGCAAAACAGGAGUGUACGAGAUAGAAGAUUUGGUAACGGUACUGCGACUGAACAGUGCUAUAAAUAUUUUUGUAUGCACGGUUCCAAAGGACAUUAAGUACGUAGAUUACAUGUGCAUCGUCACGGGUCGCAGUGUAAGACACAUGCGAGGAAUGGCCGAGUUUGUGCGGAAGGUGUUCAAAAUGAAACGACAUCCCAGCGAUAUCAUACCAAAGAUUGAAGGCGAAUCUAGCAGCGACUGGAUGGCGCUGGAUCUAGGAAACAUUGCUCUGCACAUUUUCUCCACCAAGGCGAGAGAACAAUACGAUUUGGAGUCGCUUUGGAGCGUUGGGUCCGAGUUUGACCGAGAGUACAAUAAACCGAGCGAAGAAUUGGUUCAGCUGUUCGAAAAACACACCAUCUAUUUGGACGAUUUGAAACCGCUCAAAAAAGAAGGUGAAAGUGGAAAGGUGUAAUAGUUAUUUAAAAUAAAAUUUGUUGUAGCAUACAAAUAGGCAAAACAAAUUUGCCACAUU